This is a messenger RNA of Dimorphilus gyrociliatus, 4930 nucleotides long. The record is from the annotation of a GenBank genome assembly. NCBI's taxonomy places the organism in Eukaryota, Metazoa, Annelida, Polychaeta, Dinophilidae.
AAUGAGUGAGUCAAAACAGCGAACCCUCUUGCAAACCUGGCAGAAAGCACCAAAGCAGAAUUCUAUGGUUAAUGCUCCUAAGGCUAAAAAUGAGGACACUUCGGUGUACAUCUUGGAUAGUGAUGAUGAUGAUGCAUUUAUGGCUGCUGUCGCGGAUACAGACGAUAAAAAGUUACUAGAAAUGCUAAAAAAUAAUAACGAACAACAGGAAAGGUUUACAACAGAGUCCAAGGUGCACACCACCUCUAGUAACGCAUGUAAAUCUUAUACUAAUAUUCCCGAUGGUUUUGAUCUCAACUCGGGACGUUUAUGGAUCUAUCCAACAAAUUAUCCUGUUCGAGAUUAUCAAUACAACAUAGUUCAACAAGCUUUAUUUAAGAAUACGUUAGUUGCACUGCCUACGGGACUUGGGAAAACGUUUAUUGCGGCAGUCGUCAUGUAUAAUUUUUAUAGAUGGUAUCCAUCAGGAAAAAUUAUUUUUAUGGCUCCAACAAAACCUUUAGUGGCACAACAAAUUGAAAGUUGUUAUCGAAUAAUGGGAAUACCGCAACAGGAUACAGCUGAAAUGACAGGAACGAUGAAACCAAAAGAUAGAGAAUUUCUAUGGCAUUCUAAACGAGUUUUUUUCCUCACUCCUCAAGUUAUGGCUAACGACUUGGGGACUGGAAUAAUACCUCCAGAGAAUGUAAAAUGUAUAGUUGUUGACGAAGCACAUAAAGCAACUGGAAAUCAUGCAUAUCAUCAAGUCGUAGACAAACUUAAACAAUCUGAAGCUAUUUUUAGAAUGUUGGCACUAAGUGCCACUCCCGGUAGUAACAUUAAGGCUGUUCAAGAAGUAGUUCACAAUUUACUUAUAUCGCAUAUCGAACUUCGAUCUGAUGAAUCAAUAGAUAUCAAGAGAUAUUUGCCAAAAAGACAAAUAGAUAAGAUUAUUGUACCCUUGGACGAAGACAUUCGAAAAGUUAAACAACAAUAUCUCGAGAUAUUGUCCAAUGUCGGUUCAAGAUUGAAGAAAUCUGGAGCUUUUUUUAAUAUGAAUGCUGGAAACUUAUCUAAAUUUGCAAUAAUCAAAGCAAGAGAAAGUUUUAGGAAAAAAAUACCGCCAGGAUUAUCGAAACAAGAAAUUGGCAUGCUCGAGGGAGAUUUUGCUCUUUGUACAAGUUUAUGUCAUGGAUUAGAAUUAUUAGAACUUCACGGUCUCAAAUCGCUUAAAAAGUUUCUAGAAUCAACCAUCUCUGGUGACAAAGGCUACAGUAGAACAAGAACUGAAUUAUUGCGUAGUCAAAAUUUUUUAGACAUACUGGAUUUCCUUAAAAAAAAGUUUAGCAAUGAAACACUACCCGAUUUGCAGUCUCAAGCACCACCGCUAACAAAUAGUCAGCUUGCUUUGCCUUAUGAUCUUGGACAUCCGAAAUUAAUAAGGUUGCAAGACGUCGUACUUCAACAUUUCAACGAAUUUCCAGAUAAAGACGAAAAAGGUUGGGCAAAAACUAGGGUAAUGGUCUUUUCCCAAUACCGAGAUAGCGUAGAGGAGAUUACUGCCAUGCUAAGUCGCCACAGGCCACUUAUCACGGUUAUGAGUUUCAUUGGGCAAUCUCAGGGUAAAACUAAUAAGGGAAUUACUCAAAAAGAACAACUAAAAGUUAUGGAGAAAUUUCGAAAAGGAGGUUACAACACUCUAGUAUCAACUUGCGUUGGUGAAGAGGGUUUAGAUAUUGGUGACGUAGAUUUGAUUGUUUGUUUUGACGCCUCUAAAAGCCCCAUUAGAUUGGUUCAACGUAUCGGACGUACAGGACGAAAAAGAGCCGGUAGAAUUGUUAUGUUAAUAACAGAAGGAAAAGAGGAACAGAUAUACAAUCAAAGUAUUACAAACAAGGACACUAUACAUAAAGCCCUAUCUAAUAGUGGGAAAAAGCUGUCUUUAUAUCAGAAUGACUGUCGUAUGGUACCUGAAGGGUUAUUUCCUGAAUGUCACAAAAUGGAUUUAAGUCAAAAAGAUGACUAUAGAAAGCAGCCACCUAAAAAAUCUAGAAAAAUAGAUCGUCCCUCUUCUACUACAUCAAAAACUGAAUUACGUAAGAAACGGAAUAAAGAUGAUAAAUGCUUCCUUACCGAAAGUGAACUUGACUAUUGGGGACUUAAUUUUAAAUUAUUAAAUUAUCAAGUAAUAUUACCGAAGACAAGAAUGAUAAGCUUAGGAGAGGAUGAAUUUAUUCCACCUUCUGGGCAAAAUGUUAAUUAUGCAGAUCCCAACAAAUAUUACAUAUGGCAGAGUUACGAACAAGAAAUUCACAAAUUUGAUCAUUCAAAAGAAACGAAAGCCUUAGUACAUUGUAUGCAAUUUCUAGAAAAAAUAGGUAUGACUCAGGGAGAUAAUGAUGCCUACGAAGCGAAUUUAUUACCUUAUCUUCAGAAAGGUGACGUUGUUGAUAGGAAAAGUAAAAUAUUAUUGAAUAACAACGAGUCUCCAGCGAAGGGAAAAAAACGGAAAUCAAAUAGUGAAAUUGAUAUUCCAAUAAAAAGAAAAUGUAAUUGGAUUAUUGAUGAUGAAAACGAAGAGGUACAAGAUAUUGAGAACAAGAUGAAAGAGAGCUCUUUUAUGAAAAGAAGAGUUAGUACUACUCUAAUUCAAGCAGAAACUUCUAAGAGAGAGAAUUUAGUUAAAAAUUAUGAUAACGAUGCAGACUAUCCGUUUAUGAAUUAUAAUAGAUCAAAUGAAGUUAUGGAUAUCAACCAAGAUAAUUCAAUUAAUGAAAUUUCUGUAUCUUAUAGCUUUUCUUCAGAGAAAUUAGAUUGCGGAAAAGUGCCUUCUUUAAUUUCCUAUGGUUUACAAUAUUUCGAAAAUUUAACGCUGGAAGAUGUAACACAAACAGUUAUACGAUUUAAAAAAUCUAAUAACGAUAAAAUCCCAUUACAGUUAAAUAUAUUCGAUGAUAAUAUUUAUAAAAAUGCUCUUUGUGACAGUAUCAAAUACGUAAAACAACCAUUCAAUAUUCAUGAGAAAUCAAAUGAUGAAAUGAAACAAAUUUUCCAAGAGAUUUCCGACACGGAUGAAGAAAUAAUUAAAACACAGGAAAAAUCUUUUAAAGAUAGAAUUCCUGGGGAUAACCAAUCAGCUUUGAGAAAUUAUAAAGACUCCACACCACGAACGGAAGCUCCAGUUGUUUACGAUGAUGAAAUUAGAUUGGAAACACCUAAAUCGCCUAGAAAGGAGAUAGAACAGUUUAACACUUCUACUCACGAUCUCUUUGCUAGUGACAAUGAUGACGAUUAUUUUGAAAUUGAAAAUCAAUUUAUAGAUAAUAUGAAAAGCGAUGGUAGAAUUUUAACAAUGAAUCAUGAAACAGAUGAUUUAAUAUUUAAGCCACCAGCGCCCAUACAUUCUAGCACCCCUUUCGUCAAAUCUAGCGAAGCCAAAAAAACGCCGAAAAGUGAAACUCCUAAAUUUUAUACGGCAUCCCAGGCUUUAAGAAAAUUAAAUUUUCAAGACACAAAUACUAGUUGCAAAUCUGGAACAGAGGAAAUUAGCUCUACUAAUGAACUUCGUAAAGAGAAUCAAACAUUAGAAUUAUCACUAGAUAUGGAUAGCCUUUUCGAUACCGACGAAAUAAUCGAAGGAAGUCAACUUACUGAAAAUAACGAUAUUGGAGAUAAAUCUGAUAAACAAUUAACAGAUAAAUUAUAUAACAACAAUAUAAGACAUAGAACUUUCAAAACACCGUCAAAAAUAGAAAAUAAUGAUAAAUUCUUGACUCCGCAACGACCCAAAAUAGCCAUCGUAGCCCCAAUUACGAGAAAGUUUAAAACUUCCCCUAUAUCAGAGAAAAUACCUGAUCAUAUUCAAUUUAAUAAGAAUGAUAUUGAUAAUGAUGAUGAUGAAAUCGGGGCAACUCAAAUGGCGAAAAAUGAGAUAUUUAGAGAUCUGGGCGGUUAUAUUUCAUCACAAGCGAUUAAAAGCAAUAUGGAUGAAAACGAAGAAGCAGAUGAAAGUAAUAUUGGUAUGAAACGAAGGAAUAAGCUACCUAUCAGUUCACAAGAAUCACCGGAAUCUGCAAUCAAAAGGGGAAAAAUGAAAAGAAGUAGAAAAUUAGCUUUACUUUCAAGUGACGAAUCAGACGAUAACUCUGAAGGUCUUACUUGGCUUCGUUGUCGGAAAAAUAGGGCUUCCGAAAAGACGAAAGUAAAAUAUAGUAAAGAAGAAAUAAAGGACUAUGAACCACGAAAGCAGCAACGAACAAAUGGAAGAGAAUUCAUUGCUGAUGAAGCUGAUGUUAGUGGACCCGACUCUGGUGAAUCGAGCGACGACGGCUCAGCUCUAGAACUGUUACAAGAAUCAUUUAUCGACAACAAUGACGUUGAUUUACCUACUGCAACUCAACAUGCCGCUUAUCUAAAAGAUAUGCGAAGUCCGAUAGGAAUGGGCCAUCAACGAUAUAAGCUGGCGUACGGAAUGAAUUCAGAUAUGGAUGUAUUUUCUCAAAUUCCUCAACCGGACGUCACGAACUAUGAAGAAAAUAGCUUUUGCGUUGCCGAUGAUCAAGAGCCUACCUAUGAGUUUUCAGAUGACGGCAGCUUGGAGAAUUUCAUUGAACAAGAUAAAAGUUCAAGUGACGAAGAUCAAUUACUAUCCAAAAGAAGGCCAAAAAGAGAUAGAACUAAGCAAAAAACUGCCUUGCAGGAAAAAUUUCAAACUCUAAAGAGAUCGAGGAAGGCUCACGAAGAUAGGAAAAAAUAUAGACUAUUUUCAAAACCGAUUAGGGAAGAGGAAGAAGAUAAUGAAGUAGACGAUGACAACGACAUAAUAGCAAUAGACGACGAAGAUAAUACAAAUUGCCAUAGAGACAAAAUGCCUUUUGAAAACGAACAACCUUGUUUAGAGCUUGAAUUAAGUUUAGACGAUUUCAUAGAAAGUGACAGUGACGUCGGAUAG